This is a messenger RNA of Bombus pascuorum, 5489 nucleotides long. RefSeq lists its product as uncharacterized. Gene Ontology annotation, molecular function: TFIIIC-class transcription factor complex binding. Lineage: Eukaryota; Metazoa; Arthropoda; Insecta; Hymenoptera; Apidae. The record is from RefSeq and is a predicted model, not a curated record. Gene Ontology annotation, biological process: RNA polymerase III preinitiation complex assembly. The transcript has 6 exons. Bases 404 to 2389 code for a protein of 661 amino acids. Gene Ontology annotation, cellular component: transcription factor TFIIIB complex.
CUUCGAAAUAUUUGAAAUAUAAUUAAUAUAAUAUAUUUUAUAAUUUAAUGAUGAUAACUCUCUAUAUACAGGAUACAUGAAAAAGCUUUGGAAUACUUGUCAAAACAAGCAAAAGUGUCUUAAUAAACAUAAGUCCAAAACUAAUGGUUUUUGAUUUAGGAAGAUGUUUAAUAUAUAAAACCAUAGUUUAUAAUAAACAAAUUACAUUGUUAUAUGUAUUGAUACAAGGAUUCGAAAACUUGAUGUCAAGAGAUAAGAGAAAUAUUGGGAAUCUUUCAAUAUGUUAAAAUGUGUGUUGAAAUGAAUAGGGGACAUACUGAACAUAUGGUAUAAAGCUUAUAUCUUACUGACAGAAGCACCUUUUAACUCACAAAGAUUUUAAUAAAUUAAUAUAUUUAAGAAAAUGAAACGAGCACGUAUAAAAGCUAUGGUUACUGUUCCAACCCGAAGGAAGCCAACACAAGAUAUAUCCAUUACUGAAGACCCUAAUUCAAUUGAAAACAAUGAGAAAAAUAAAGAUAUAUCUAAUGACAUUUGUAUAACAUCACAACAAAUUUCAAAAAAUGUUUUCCAAGAAACACAAAUACAAGAAGAUGAUACAAAAGAUGUAGACGAUACAAAAAAAUUAAUACAUCAAAUUCAAGAGGUAGGAGACCAAAAAGAGAAUGAGGAAUUACAUGUUGAUAAUCAAUGUAGUGAACAUAAGGAUGACUCUACAAAAAAUUCUGAAAAAUCUAUGAAAGAAAUUGUACAUUCCCCAGAAGUUUUAAAUACAACACAAAUUAAUUCUCCUAUAAAAUUAACACAAAAUCGGACUGGUUUUAUGAAACCAACGCCAAAAUUCGAUAAUAGUAAUAGAAUAAGAAGGAAUAGUAUUCAAGGGAGUGGAGCAAGUACAAGUGAAUCUGAAGAUGAUAGCAGGAGACUAUCAUGCACUAUUGCUAAUCAUACUAGGAACGAUUUAACGCAAUCAACAAAUAAUACAAAAGAUGCAGUUACUAAUAAUAUCAAGAAUAAUUUAAUAACAUCCAAAGUAGGACAAAAGAGACGUAUUUUAGUUUCAGAAUCUGCAAGGAAACUAGCAGAAGCUAGAAGAGAAUUUCAUUUAAAACAUGAAAAUAAAACCCCAGAUAGAAGCAAACUUACAAUGUAUGAUUUAAUUUAUUAUAAUCCUGUUACUAAUCCCAUGAAAAAGUCUAAAGACUCUGCCAUAUCAACAAGAAGAGUCUCAGAAUGUCAAUCUGAAGAAUUUCAGGAAGAAGAAAAUGAAGAUGAUCCAUCUACAAUGCCAGUACCUCAAGUAAAAGUUGGACCGAAUGGUGAAUUAAUAAUAGAUGAACAGAGUCUUGUUAUAGAGCAAACUAAUGCAAAGAAAAGUAGGAAAGUAUUAGCAAAAGAAGCUAUUAUUGAUGAUGAUAAUAGUGGAAGUGGAUUUUAUAAAAAGCGUCAGAAAAGUAAAGAAUGGUCUGCACGAGAAACUUUAAAUUUCUAUAGGGCAUUAAAUACAAUUGGUACAGACUUUUUGUUGAUGCAAAGUCUUUUUCCUAACAGAACGAGACAGGAAAUGAAGAUAAAAUUUAAAAAAGAAGAGAAAGUAAAUAGACAUUUGGUUGAAAAAGCUCUUGCAUAUCAUCAAGAAUUUGAUACUGAAAUGUUAGAAAAGUCAUUAGCUGCAUUUGAAACUUCAGAGAAAGAACUUUUAAGUAUAAAAGAAAAACGUAAACAACAAAGGAUGAAGAAGAAUAAAAAAUCAAGGAAACGACGAAUAAGUAAAUUAGCACGCAGUAUUGGGAUUGAAAGCGAGACUGAUAGUGAAGAAGGAGAAGAAGGAGAAGAUGAAGAAGAAAAAGGAGAAGAAGGAGAGAAAGAAAAAUGCAGCUUGGAUUCAAUGGUAUACAAAGAAAAUACAAAAUCAAAUGGAAAAUAUCAACAAACAUUAAAUAAGACAAAUAAAAAACUUUAUAAAAAACCAAGAGAUGAGGAAAAGUUAUUGACUGAAAGAGAUGACGUAGAAUCAUUAAAUUCAUGUAACGAUGUUGACAGUGAUACUGAAGUUUAUCGUGUAAGACCAACAAGAUCUGGAAGAUUACCAAAAGUAAAAAGAUUACAGGGACCUGAUAUAAAUACGUUUGAUAAUGAAAGGUUAAAUUAUUGCUCUAAUGAUCAUAAAAUUACAAUUUCUUCAGAAAAUGAUGGUAAAGUUACAGAGGAUUUAAUGUUAGACAAAAUCAAUUCAGAAAUUCAUCAUAUAGAUCCUCUUAAAACAGUUAUACCAAAUAUCGGUGACGUAGAACCAGGAUCCUUAGUUAUUUUGUCAAAAGAAUCUCUGGAGGAACCAGGUAAAAGUGUUUUGCAAGUUUAUAUGGUUAGUUCAGACGUUCAUCCUUAAGAUUUCGAAAAACCUAACAUACAUAUGUCACUAAACUCUUGUAAUUCGCGAUUAUAAUCACUGACUAUCAAAUGUUAAAUCGCUUUCAGCAAAAAAAAUACUUAAUUUAAUUUACAUGCAAGUUUUUAAAUUAACUUAGUUUAAUAUACAUAUAUCUUUAUAUCAUUUAAAAUUUCUACUAUAAAUUUCACAUACUUGUAUAUCAUAUUUAAAUUUUUAGUAAGAAUUCAAAUGCACUUGUGUAUAUUAUAUGUUUAUAAAAAUGCACUUGAUAGUGUUAGUUCAUUGUUUUAGUUAAAUUUUUACUUUAUUUACUUAAAUUUUUUAUUAUUAGACUAAAGAAAAUUGAUUUAAUAAUUCCUUCAUAAUGUGAUUUGUUUGAUACGAGAUUAUAAAGAAGAUGAUAAACAGAAAUUAUAACGAUAAGGACGCAAAUAUUAAACUUCACAAUUAUGAUAAACGUAAUAUAGAUCAAUUAGUUCAUGUAAAAAAUUUAAAUAUUUUUCUAUUUCCAAUCAUUAUAAAAUUCCAAUUGACACAUGAAUAUUAAAUACCACUUCUAGAUCCAUAAGCCAGGUUCGGAUGUUUAUUCUAUCUGUUUUUAUAUAAAUCUAGAAUGUUCGAUCAUAACUCUGCUUAUUAAUUAUUGGCAGCAUACAUUGUUAUACAGUAGCACAUACUUUGGAGAGUGCCAUUUUCCAUACAGUGCAUUAAGUAAUAAUAAUGCUAAUUCUUUAAAUCUUAAAUGUGACCUGGAAUACAUUUCAACUUUUGAAUGUAGUCGUGAAUUAUAAAUGUGAAUGGUUUGACUGUUAUAUUCCUAGCUUUUGAGUUGUAAAUAUUUAUAUAAUAUUUGUUCUUUUUAUGAUUAAUUGUGAAACUUGGACAAUAUAAUGAGUAUUAGACUACUUUCCUAAAGAUUCAAACGAAUCAUACAAUAUAUUUGUAAUUUUAUAAUCUUGUUUGAUGCUUUUAUGUAUUUUUAUGUGUAUUAAGUUCUGUUAAAUAAUUUCCAUACAUCAGAUUUUAGCAACUAUCAUGAUGCAUUGAAUAAGAUUGUAGUGUUUAACAUACCUGCUUAAGACUACCUAUCAGAGUUCAACUUAUUUUAAUUACAUUGAUGUUAUCUAUAUUGUAUUUUAUUAUCAUUUUCUAAAUUGCAUAAUAUUCUAUCACAUUGGAGCAAUUUAGGAAAUAUUGUAAAAUGCUGAUUUUUGUAACAUUUUUUACAUGAACAUAUUUUGCUUAUAUAUAUUUUAAUAGUAGUUUAUUAUAUAUAAAUUUUAUUAGUACUUGAAUUCAUCAUGACUAUAAAUAUCAAGCAAAGAAAUAUUUUCUGAAAAUUUCAUUUAUGUAAAUAUGAAUUCGGUUGUAAUUGAGUUAAAUUAAUUUUCAAAACUUGACUAAAAUGUACAAGCUGCAUAAAAAAUAAAUGUCACGAUCACCACUGUGAGAUUCUAUAUCUCUGAAUCGGUGAAGAUUUGUUUAAAAAAGUUCCUGCAUUUAUUUUGUAUGUACUCUGUACAUAUUUGCAUCAUUAUGAUAUUGUAAUUUGGUUUUAAUUGUUUAAUAUAUAUACUUACCUGUUAAUUCUCUAUACUCCAAGCUUGGAUUAUAAGUAUAGGAUUAGUAUCUGUAAUGUUAUUGCAUACUUCUCAUGCAUUAGCAGGAUAAGGUACACUUAUGGGAGUUAAAGAACUAAGUAUUUCAUAAUUUUGCCUGUUCAACAUCCGGGACACCUUCCACAGUUAUAAAUAACUACAAAAGUAUUUUACUCAUUAAAAUUAAAUUUAUCCCAUUAGCAAUAAAGAAUAAUGUGCGAAAAUAGCAAAUUUGCAUUAUUCAAUAAAUGGUAUAUUUUCCUUGUUUAAAAAUAUUACUAUUGAUAGGAAAAGUGCUUGUUCGAAGUUAUUAGUACAAAAGUUAAACUAAUUUAGUAUAAUUAGAAAAUUAAAAUAAUAUACAUAAUAGCAAAAAACGUUUGUAUUUAAUUAUUUUUCAAAGAAAGAUUUGGUGAACUUGUAGAACCAUUCCGUCCUUUCCGAUUUCUAUAAUUUUUGGAUAUUUUGUAAAGUUCAACAUUUUGAACAACUUUUUCGUACAUAUGUAACGGGGUCGGUUUCGCUUAUUUUACAAGAUAUUCGCAAAAAAACUGCAGGUACCACUAGAGUGUAUUUCUGUCUAUAGUUGUGCGUCUGUGGCUGCGUAUGCGUUAGUGUUGAUUGCAGGCCAUUUGCCGCUUAUUUUUGUUUAUAAACAAAUAUCUACAACAUAUAUACGAAACUGCAAAAAUUGUCUCUUAUAAUUGACUUAAAAAUGAAUAUCAUCAACGUAUUGGGUUUGGAUUAAUUUUCAUAAUUCAGCCGCUACGAGUCUGGUAACGCUUGCGUGAAAUAAUAACAAAUUAAUUACGAAAAUAAUAGACGAAUGAAUAAUUAGUACUAUUUUACGAAAUAGAAUAAUCAUUAUAUUUCACGGCAGCCGACUGCCUCGCAGCGAUAUUGGAAAGUUUAAUUCAAACUCAGACUCAUUAAUGAUAUUCACUUUUAAUUGAGUUAUAACUUAUAAAAAGAUCGCAUUUCUUACAGCUUCGUAUAUGCACGUUGUGUACGGGAUCUUAACGCUCGUCCAACUCUCUUUUAUAAACAGAAGAUAAGCAGCCAGCAAUAGGCAACUCAUAUUAACGCAUAUGUUGUCACAGAUGCACAACUACAAGCAGAAAUACUCUGUAGCGAUACCUAUAGUUUUUUGUAAAUAUCUCGGAAAUUAAUCGAGACCAACAGUAAUAUGUAUAAAGAACAAUUGCUCAAAAUGUUGAUUUCUCAAAGUUCUACAAGUUCACCAAAGAUUUAUUUAUCUUGAUUAUGAAUGUACAAAAUGAUAUACGAUUUCAUAGUAAACAAAUUUGUUUAAAAAGUGUAGUUUGAACUUCUUUAAAUAUAAAAAUGCAAAUUGUAAUUAAAUUUUGUAUAAAGAGAUUUAAAUUAAUUUUGUAUAUUAUGGUGCAUAAUAUAUACCUUUUUCUAAUAAUGUUAAGUCUUUACAAUAAUAUAUUAUAUGUAUAUAAAAUAUAUAAAUAUAUACUUGAAUAUUAAUGUUA